This is a messenger RNA of Olea europaea var. sylvestris, 730 nucleotides long. Its product is annotated as cell division control protein 2 homolog A-like. Gene Ontology annotation, molecular function: cyclin binding; cyclin-dependent protein serine/threonine kinase activity; ATP binding. Gene Ontology annotation, biological process: signal transduction; regulation of meiotic cell cycle; G1/S transition of mitotic cell cycle. Gene Ontology annotation, cellular component: cyclin-dependent protein kinase holoenzyme complex; nucleus; cytoplasm. The record is from RefSeq and is a predicted model, not a curated record. The transcript has 4 exons. Bases 53 to 481 code for a protein of 142 amino acids. NCBI's taxonomy places the organism in Eukaryota, Viridiplantae, Streptophyta, Magnoliopsida, Lamiales, Oleaceae.
UUAUGUUCCUAGAAUUUUCAUCAUUACCAAUCAUUAUCUCACUUGAUCCAAAAUGUCAUAUAGCUUCAAGUUUUAUGCUUCUUUGCAGGUGGUGACGCUGUGGUAUAGGGCACCAGAAAUAUUACUUGGAUCACGUCACUAUUCUACUCCUGUUGAUGUGUGGUCAGUUGGCUGUAUAUUUGCUGAAAUGGUGAACCGGCGGCCAUUGUUUCCUGGGGACUCUGAGAUUGACGAACUGUUUAGGAUUUUCAGAGUUAUGGGCACCCCAAAUGAAGAUACUUGGCCUGGAGUGUCUUCACUGCCUGAUUUCAAAUCUGCAUUUCCAAAGUGGCCUCGUAAGGAUAUUGCAGCUGUCGUCCCGAAUCUUGAUGCCGCUGGUCUUGAUCUCCUUGUUAAAAUGCUCUCUUUGGAUCCCAGCAGAAGAAUCACUGCGAGAAGUGCCCUUGAGCAUGAGUACUUCAAGGAUAUAAUUGUCCCCUAAUUCCAGCACCACUCGUCUUCGUGGUAAUGUAUAUUGUGGAAUCUUUCAGGCAUUAUUCUAUCUGAUACGCGUGGUCUGUAGGUGAAAAUUUCUGGUUUUGAUUCUCGUGAACACAAAUUCAACUAUUAUCUAAGUGCACGAGGCACAAGAAUCCUGGAAUUCAUAUUGUUACGUUUCCUGUGAUUGGUUUCAUAUUUUUCCUGUUUCAAGUUUCAGUUUGAUGGAAGACAUAUUAUCUUCUUUUUAAUA